Molecule: messenger RNA, 1134 nt
Organism: Cyclospora cayetanensis
Lineage: Eukaryota; Apicomplexa; Conoidasida; Eucoccidiorida; Eimeriidae
Exons: 6
Coding region: 1-1134 (377 amino acids)
Biological process (GO): rRNA processing; positive regulation of transcription by RNA polymerase I
Cellular component (GO): nucleolus
Molecular function (GO): protein binding
Source: RefSeq, a predicted model, not a curated record
AUGCCGCGCUCUGCAUGCGGUCGCUAUCUGCCGCUGGCAGUUGAGACGGCAGGGGAGCCAGCAGGAGACCCCUUGAGUUUCGGAGGCCCCCUUGCUCGGUCUAAGCGUCUGCAGCAGACGUUCAGGUUGGAGGGCGUGGGAACACUGGCACGAGCCCCGACAUGCAUUGGUGAUAUGGCAGUUUGCAGCGGCUGCGCAUGGAUGCAGGUCGUACGCCAGUGGAAUCUCGAGACAGGGGCCUUGGCCGUCGACUUGAAGGGGCACACAGACUCGGUGCGGUGUAUCAGCAGCUCCUGUGGAUUUGGAGGUGUACUUCUCUCGGCUGCAUACGAUGCAACUGCCAAGCUGUGGGACGUUCGCACGCGUAACGCCUGUCUCACGAUUACCCAAGGAAGUCCGACGGAAGCCGCUCGUUUGCUGGAUGUUUCUUCCACGCUGCAAAUCCUCACUGCUGCGGGAACGCAGGUGCGACUUUGGGAUGUGCGGCAAGCGGAGACGCCAUUGUGGGAGCUGAGCAGCUUUGCCAAGACUGUCAUCGCUCUUAAGGAGAUACCGGUUGGCACUGGGGCCUCUAAUGCUGGAGCAGCACGGGAUGGCAGCUCUUCCUUGUUGCUCGCGACUGCCUCCCUCGACAACGUUGUUCGCAUAUUUUCUCUCGAUACCCUACAGUUGCAGCAGUGCUUCGGCUUGCGGAGCGACGUGCUGUGCAUGGAUGCGGUUGCUGGCGACGUCAGCCUUGGCAGCAAACGCAGCAGCAGCAGGGGAGGCGGAGCGAGAAGCAUCAACAGCAGCAGCUGCCGCCUCCUGGUGGGCUUGGCAGACGGAGGAUGGAUGGUACGACAACAAACAGCGGGUGCCACACGCGCACUUAGUGAGGAGCUGCUGCUCGUGCAGCAGCAGCAGCAGCAGCAGCAGCAGCAGCAGCAGCGCAAACGCCUGCUGCAGCUUAAGCCAUCGGAUGCAGGGUAUUUCAAAAGAGGACGCUCCGCACCGGCAAAUGCGGGAGACAUGGUGGUACGCGUGUUUAGGGACGUUCCUGCAUCCUUUUUUUCAGACUUUGUUGCUGUGGGCUCUCUGGUUGAAGAGACUGGGAACGCUGCUGCUGUUGCUGUUGCUGUUGCUGCCCCAGGUUGA